Molecule: messenger RNA, 1026 nt
Organism: Lachancea sp. 'fantastica'
Lineage: Eukaryota; Fungi; Ascomycota; Saccharomycetes; Saccharomycetales; Saccharomycetaceae
Source: the annotation of a GenBank genome assembly
AUGAGUUACAACGGUCAGCAUCAGGAUCCGCCGAUUCCAAGACCGACCUCGUCGGGCCGCAUUAUGCUGGAUCAUAAUGCAGGUUCGAACGGGAUUAAUGAGUCGUCAGCGGGACCUUCUAACGCACACUAUCAUCACAGUCACCAUCUAAAUCAACCUGGUGUGUUUUACCCACAAUAUACCGGCUAUGGAUAUCCUCAUGCUCAAUCCCAGGUUCCAUACAAUGGAUAUUACCAGCAGCAACCUCAGAAUUAUGCUCAGUCUUUUUAUGGACCGUCAUAUUAUAAUACACCGGCGCCGGCGCCAUUUUCCUCUGCUCCUGGAUUUCAGAAAUUUGAGCAAGCCGAGUCUGCAGCAUUUUCUCUCUCUCAUGAACCACCGAGUCAUAAUGAGAGCUACCAGACAGAGGGCAAAGAAGACACAGAUCGAUCGGAGACUAAGCCCGUUGAAAAAGCGGGAAAUGGUGCAGUGGAGGCAAAUACAACUGACCCGCCUAUAAAUUCUGCCAAGCGGGAGGAGGAAAAGGUCCAGAUUCAAGGAACUUCAAUCACAUUGGCGUCAGACGAGGAUAUCAAGAAAUGGAGAGAAGAACGUCGCAAAAUGUGGCUCAUGAAGAUCUCGAAUCAACGAGAAAAGCACAAGCUGGAACUUGGCAUGCAAGAAGAGCAGCCAUCCAAGCAACCAUCUUUCCAAAAUGCUAAAAAGGAUCAACAAUUUAUUCAAAACAUACAGAACCAAAUUGGAAGGUACAAUUCCAGCCCAAAUUUGAGUCUCAACUUGGUGCAAAGAACCAUGGCUGAAGAAAAUGCCAAACUACUUAACUUCAUCAAAGAGCUAGGCGAUGCAAAACUGCUUGAAUAUGAACUUAACGACGAAGAAAAGGAGAAGCUGUUUGGCAAUAAUAAGAGAGGAAGACCCAGAAAUGAAUAUAAUAAGCGGUUUGCAAGCGCUCGAAAUGGACCUUCUCGGUACGAUGGAAAUACCAAGAAACAACGCUUCCAACAGCCUAGCGACAAGGGUGUCUGA